Messenger RNA from Nelumbo nucifera (sacred lotus), 888 nucleotides. Its product is annotated as RING/U-box superfamily protein. The record is from RefSeq and is a predicted model, not a curated record. Gene Ontology annotation, biological process: protein ubiquitination. Gene Ontology annotation, molecular function: zinc ion binding; ubiquitin-protein transferase activity. Lineage: Eukaryota; Viridiplantae; Streptophyta; Magnoliopsida; Proteales; Nelumbonaceae.
AUGUCAAAACCAUCACGCUUUGAUCACCUCUAUGUGGAUGACUUUUACUUCUCUGCUCUCUCAAAUGCAGAUGAAGAGAUCUUUCCAAUAUCAGACGAAAAAUAUGCUGAGGAGUUGCAACUACAGGAGGCUUUAAUGUCCUCAGUGGUCUCUUGUCAAACAGCAGUAGCAGUAGAAGUAGCAGUACAUCGGUCAUUGAAACCCAUUGAAAAGCCUAAACUGGUAAGGGUAGAAGCCGGCGAGUCUUCUAAGGGCUUCUGUGAGAUUUGCAUGGACGAGAAACCCAGAGGAGAGAUGUUCAGAAGCAAGACUUGCUCUCACUCCUACUGUUCCGAUUGUAUAAGCAAACAUGUUGCAGCAAAAGUCCAGGAGAGCAUUAACGUGGUAAGAUGCCCCGGAUCCAACUGUACAGGGGUGCUGGAACCCGAUCUCUGUCGCUCCAUUAUCCCAGCAGAACUUUUUGAUCGGUGGUCUAGCGCCCUGUGUGAGUCUCUAAUUCUUGGCUCCAAUAGUUUAUAUUGUCCCUUCAACGAUUGUUCGGCACUGUUGGUGGACGAUGGUGGGGUGAUUGUUAGGGAGUCUGAGUGCCCAAAUUGCCGGAGGUUGUUUUGCGCACACUGUAAGGUACCAUGGCAUUCAGGGGUGGGGUGUGAGGAGUUUGAGAGAUUGAACAAGGAUGACAGAAAGAAAGAAGAUCUCAUGAUGAUGGAGCUUGCUAAAUCCAAGAAAUGGAAGAGAUGUCCCCAGUGCAAGUUUUUUGUCGAGAAGAGGGAUGGUUGUUUACAUAUUACGUGCAGGUGUAAAUUUGAGUUCUGCUAUGGGUGCGGUUCGGGAUGGUCUGACACUCAUGCCGGUUGCCAAACUAAGGAUUGCACUUUCAGAGAAUAA